Marchantia polymorpha subsp. ruderalis is the source of this 1924-nucleotide messenger RNA. The record is from the annotation of a GenBank genome assembly. NCBI's taxonomy places the organism in Eukaryota, Viridiplantae, Streptophyta, Marchantiopsida, Marchantiales, Marchantiaceae.
GACGGGGAGAGGCCAACGGGGUCGAAGGUACCGUAGCACACGAAGAAGCGAUGAGCGAUGGAGUUGAUGGGGAUGGCGAUUGCUCCUUCGGUUUGCUGAGUGCGCGCGACGAUGUUGUCGUCGUUGGCGUCACCUCCCUCUCUCUCGUCCCACUUUCGGCCGAGGCUCGCCGGAUUGCUGGUGAGAUCAGCGGUUCAUCGAAUUUCAUCGAGAGCGUGUGAAAUCUAUGGCGGUCAGCGGCGGCGUGGUCACGAAAUUGAGGACCUCUGCGGCGGAAUUUCAAGCCGUCUUGCUGGUGGAGAAAUUCAGGAGCUUCGGAGAUGUGUUCCGUCUUGGAGCAGCAGAGUGGCAGCGAGACAUGUUUCUGCCUCUGCCUCUGGCGGAGCUGGUCUUAUCACGUCCCCUCGCUCCGGCAGUAGGAUGGACAUUGCUUCUAUCCCAGAGCCAGGCUUCACUCCUAUCCCAGAGCACUCUCCUUCUUCUGUUUACAUUCACAUUCCUUUCUGCCGUCGCCGGUGUUUCUACUGCGACUUCACCAUCGUUGCAGUGGGAGAAAGAACAAAUCAAACCAGUGAUCAUCAAGAUUCGGUGAUGGCGAACUACGUCGAUCUUGUAUGCAAGGAAAUCGCCUCGACUGCGCGCAAGAGGGGCAAUUGUAAUGAUCCUGCAUUAGAAACUGUAUUCUUCGGUGGAGGUACUCCGUCGCUGCUACCAGUUCCUCUGUUAGCGAGAAUCAUGAAUGAGCUGAGAGCCCACUUUCAGAUCUCAGAGACUGCGGAAAUUGCGAUGGAAAUGGAUCCCGGCACUUUCGAUCGGCAGAAGUUGGAGGGAUUUUUGGACUGCGGAAUCUCGCGUGUGUCCUUGGGCGUGCAGUCAUUUCAGGAUGAGCUUCUGAAAUCGUGUGGCAGGGCGCACGGACUGCAGCAAGUUCAUGAUGCUGUGAAGACCAUCCAUUCGACUGGUCUGCAAAAUUGGAGCAUCGAUUUAAUUGCUUCCUUACCAAACCAAACUCUGGACAAUUGGGAGCAGUCAUUGCAGCAGACUAUAGCUGCAAGGCCAGCGCACGUGUCUGUGUAUGAUCUGCAGAUUGAAGAGGGCACGCUGUUCAAUCGCUGGUAUAAAGCCGGCGAAAGUCCUCUUCCCAGUGACGAUAAGGCGGCCGAGUUUUACAGGACAGCGUCCUUGAGGCUCCGAGAGGCUGGCUACGAACACUAUGAAGUCAGCAAUUACGCGCGGCCCGGUUUUCAAUGUCGACACAAUCUCGUGUACUGGGAAAAUCGCCCAUACUUCGCAUUUGGAUUGGGCUCAACGAGCUAUGUCGAAGGGAGAAGAUUUUCCCGACCUAAGAAAAUGAGAGAGUACAAAAGCUACGUUGCGAGUUUAGAGCUCGCUUCGGAUUCGGAGGUGUCGAGUUCUGAUGACUACCCCGCGAACAGUGUAGAGGAUCAAAUUCUAGACACCAUUAUGUUGUCCCUGCGUUUAGCACGAGGAUUGAACCUUGAGAGCUUUGAAGCAUCGUUUGGCUCCUCUGUCACUUCGACUGUAUGUUCUAGGUUGAUACGAUUUAUAGAUAUUGGGCUCGUCGAGGCCUUAGAUGGCGAUUGCAGAUUGAUUCCAAGGGAUGUUUAUAAGAAAAUGUUCAGUGAAGGAGGAGGUGAGGACGAAUUGCACUCCUUCAAUUCUUCCAGUGAAGGUCUUGGCCCAAGAGUAGAAGAAGCAUGUACGUCUGAGAAGCCAGUGAGGAGUGUAUGUGCGAGCUCUGAGAAUAUGAAACGCUUUGAAACAUUUGAACGGAAACCUGCAUAUGUCCGCCUAACGGACCCUGAGGGAUUUCUGCUCUCUAAUGAAGUCAUAUCGUCCAUCUUCUCCGCCUUACCUAGCGGAGAACUCUAAAUUCUCGACCCAAUUUUGCAUCUCUGACCUU